AUGCCUUCCUGCACCAAGCCAUCACGUGACCAAUGCGGUCAGCGGUGCGAAUGCAAAAACGGUCGUCUUCACCGCAGGCAACUCGUGAGGGGCGAGUUUACACGCAUGCCAUACGAGGAACGCGCGCGAUAUACGCGAGCUUUCUACAAAGCCACCACGGACCCCCUCUACAAGGACGACUUCGAGAAGCUUUUAAUAGAACAUUCCAGACUCCCGUCUAACUACCUUCAUCACAUGCCACAGAUCUUUUUCCCCUGGCACCGCUGGUACCUUUCCAAGAUCGAGUCCUUUCUUAAGAUGAUUGACUGCCGAGUGACCAUACCAUACUGGCAGUGGACCGCCCAGGCCGGACACCUCUGGCGCACACUUCCGUCCGAUGUUUGGGCCUCUGGGUGUGUCCAAGAUGGAAUUUUCAGGGUGGGUAACUGGCACAUGCCUGUUGUCAAGGGGGGUGGAUGCUUGAAGCGGCAGUUUAACAAGACAUGUCAUCUCCCGGAUGAGGCUGACUUGAAGAAGGCUCUCGAAAUCAAGGAUUUUCUAACAUUCGAGCGAAUAAUUCGAGACACUUUCCAUAACAGAUUCCACGACUGUGUCGGCCGAUUGAUGCAUUUUCACGUGACCGCUUCAGACACCCCCGAGUUCCCCUUGCAUCACGCCUUCAUUGACAAGAUCUGGGACAUGUGGGAGAAGAAACAUAAGGUGAAUAAGUACCGAUAUUACACCUCUCAGAAUUACCUCAUGCCGCUGGCGGACAGAAACCCAUGGGAAUACCUCGAAAGUGACUAUUUACCAGGCAAUGUACGAGUAAUGUAUGAAGAUUAUGAUAACAGGCACUAAACAAGUAAAUGAUUAUCGUGUAAAUCCCUUUAAAGUAUACCCUGGAAAAUACCCUUUUUAAUAAUCUAAAUAUAUUAAUUAUACUGUUCUUGGUGUGUCAUG
Messenger RNA from Nematostella vectensis (starlet sea anemone), 939 nucleotides. RefSeq names its product tyrosinase-like. Gene Ontology annotation, molecular function: oxidoreductase activity. Bases 1 to 837 code for a protein of 278 amino acids. Lineage: Eukaryota; Metazoa; Cnidaria; Anthozoa; Actiniaria; Edwardsiidae. The record is from RefSeq and is a predicted model, not a curated record. The transcript has 2 exons.